Messenger RNA from Cucurbita pepo subsp. pepo (vegetable marrow), 1381 nucleotides. RefSeq names its product defective in cullin neddylation protein AAR3. The record is from RefSeq and is a predicted model, not a curated record. Gene Ontology annotation, biological process: protein neddylation. Gene Ontology annotation, cellular component: ubiquitin ligase complex. NCBI's taxonomy places the organism in Eukaryota, Viridiplantae, Streptophyta, Magnoliopsida, Cucurbitales, Cucurbitaceae. Gene Ontology annotation, molecular function: ubiquitin conjugating enzyme binding; ubiquitin-like protein binding; cullin family protein binding.
CUGAAAAGGCAGAGGCAAAGAAGAAGGGGGGGAGAGAGAAUCGAGAGAGAGAGAGGUUCCUUCUCUGUUUUCGUGUUGAGGUCUGGAUUCUUCUUCCGCUUCUUGCCUCCUCGACAAUCAACACUUCCAUUUCUUCUUCCCUCCGUUUCUUGCAGAUGAAUCGCUUCGAUAUCGUCCAGAUUUAUCAUCAAUACUGUGGUAUUCGAUCUCAAAAUGGUCUUUGUCAUGGGAAUGGAGGUUUUGGACAUGUUGAAACACAAAUGGCCAAAAGUUCAAAGCAAGCACUUUCAGAGCUCUUAAUAUAUGUGCAAUCGUCACUGCAUACGGGUAACUCAAUCCUUCAUGAACUAUCAAAGCUGAUGUCAUAUCUAAACUUGACGGUAGACUUCUCUGAAUUUUCACGCUUCUAUGAGUUUGUUUUCUUUGUGUGCCGAGAAAAUGGUCAAAAGAAUAUCACCGUUGGUAGGGCAAUUAAAGCAUGGAGAUUAGUUUUGGAUGGGAGAUUUCGGUUACUUAAUCAAUGGUGUGACUUUGUUGAGAACAAUCAGCGACACAAUAUUUCUGAGGAUACAUGGCUUCAAGUUUUGGCUUUCAGCCGUUGUGUACAUGAAAAUCUGGAAGGGUAUGAUCCUGAAGGUGCUUGGCCCGUCCUAAUUGAUGACUUCGUUGAGCACAUGUACAGGCUGUCAGGAUCUAAUAAAAUCUCAAAGUUACGUUGUAGUUGUGGAGGCUCAGAAUCACAGUCAGGUGCAUCUGAAGAUCCGUUUCCUGGUAUAAUAGAUUACGUUCAACUGUCAAAAGAAAAAAGAUUAAAGAUUCUCCCGGGUUUGAAGAGGAAAUUACCUGAGGACUUGCAAAUGGAUGGGAUGGUGUCUCCGAGUGAUCCUACAACUGGCUCCAUGGAGUUAAGUCCUGUUACGAGCAUCAAGAAAAGUAGAUUUAUGGCAUGCAAGCCAGUGAACUUGGAGAUAAAUGGACCUUCAUGUAAUGCAGCAGCAGAUGAAAACACAGAAAUGGUUCGAAAUAAUGGUGCAAUGGGUUGCUCCAAAGCUCCUUGUGCUGUUGAAGGUUGUCUGUCACAAGGUUUCGCUGGGCUUUUCUCGACACGUUCGUUCUUAGGAUUGGAUAAAGAAAGGAAAUCGUCAUUCACAUGAGUACGAGCGAUAUAGCUCCCAUGAUUUUUACAGGUCUCAUGCUCUCUUCUUUGUGAUGGUACAGCAUUUUUAAUCGGAUGAAUUGAUGAUUUGGCAGCAAAAUAGAACAAAGGAUUUUGAGUGUUUCUAAAGAGAACAGAAAUUAGUGAUUUGGCAUUACUCUGUAAUUGGGUCUGAUGCAUUUCAAAAAAUGAAUAAAAAUCUACAAUAGUUUGUGUUUUGUUUUA